This is a messenger RNA of Propithecus coquereli (Coquerel's sifaka), 5965 nucleotides long. RefSeq names its product KIAA0368 ortholog (gene ECPAS). Gene Ontology annotation, cellular component: nucleus; cytoplasm. Lineage: Eukaryota; Metazoa; Chordata; Mammalia; Primates; Indriidae. The transcript is spliced from 47 exons. Gene Ontology annotation, biological process: proteasome assembly. The record is from RefSeq and is a predicted model, not a curated record. The coding region runs from base 387 to 5819 and encodes 1810 amino acids. Gene Ontology annotation, molecular function: molecular adaptor activity.
CCUAUACCUUAUUACUGGCCUGUCCCGGGCCGCUCGCGGCGCCGGGGCUCGCCCGGGACUGAGUCAGCGCCCCGGCGAGAAGUUCGGCGGGAGGCGCAGGGCGGGGCUUCCUCCCGCAGACUCCGAACCCGGCUCUACUUUUCUGAGUCCACGUCUCUUCCUUUGGACAGGCGUGUUUCUUCAGGUCGGGCCCAGCCAACGUGACAGCCACAAACCUUUAAAAAGGAGCGUCGGCCUCGCCUCGAGGAUCUUCCCUGGCCGAAGUAGCCUGGGUCAGCUCGGCCAAGCCCCUCGCGGACUGCAGCGCGCGGCUUCUCCGGGCACGGCCCGAAAAACGCCUCGCUCCUCGGCCCCCGCCCCGCGGCGCCGAGCGCAGCAUUCCCAGGAUGGAGACCGGCUCGGACUCAGAUCAGCUUGAACGGGUCUUUUUACGACUUGGCCAUGCUGAAACAGAUGAACAAUUGCAGAAUAUUAUAUCUAAAUUCCUUCCUCCUGUUUUACUAAAACUGUCCAGCACCCAAGAAGGAGUACGCAAAAAGGUAAUGGAACUGCUGGUCCAUCUGAAUAAACGGAUAAAAAGCCGCCCCAAAAUUCAACUCCCAGUAGAGACACUUUUGGUUCAGUACCAGGACCCUGCUGCAGUUUCCUUUGUCACAAAUUUUACUAUAAUUUAUGUUAAGAUGGGCUAUCCUCGCCUACCAGUGGAAAAACAAUGUGAACUGGCCCCCACGCUUCUUACUGCCAUGGAAGGGAAGCCUCAGCCACAGCAGGAUAGCUUAAUGCAUCUUUUAAUACCAACCCUUUUUCACAUGAAAUACCCUGUUGACUCAUCAAAAUCAGCUUCUCCAUUCAAUCUUGCUGAGAAACCAAAGACUGUGCAGCUGCUUUUGGACUUCAUGCUAGAUGUCCUUCUGAUGCCUUAUGGAUAUGUGUUAAAUGAAUCCCAGAGUCGCCAAAAUUCAUCUUCAGCACAGGCUUCUUCUUCAAACAGUGGGGGAGGUUCUGGAAUCCCACAGCCUCCCCCAGGAAUGAGCUUUUAUGCAGCUAAACGAGUUAUUGGUGAUAACCCCUGGACACCUGAACAGUUGGAGCAGGUAUCUCACAUUGCGUGCUCAUACCAGUACAUGACCCUGUACACUUGCCCCCCUGAGGUCCAUGAAACUUGCUCUGUGGCAUUGGCCCUGAGAGCCUAUCGCUGUAGGAACAAAGUCCAGUUUUCUUUUGUGGUACCAAAUUGGGCCAUUGGAUACAAUAAUCUGUUGAAUCAAGAAAAAGUAAUUUUAACAACCUGUGUUGAAACCUUCCAUAGCUUAAUUGACUGGAAUAAUCCUGCCAUCAUUAAUAAGAUGUACAAGGUAUACCUUGGAGAUAUACCACUGAAGACAAAAGAGGGAGCAGUUCUGAAGCCAGAGCUGAAAAGGGACCCCGUCAGCACGAGAGUCAAGUUAAAGAUUGUUCCUCAUCUCCUCCGUUCUAGACAAGCUGCUGAAACGUUCCCAGCUAACAUUCAGGACCCUAAACUACUGUCAAUGGCAUAUUCAGCUGUUGGAAAACUCUCCAGUCGAAUGCCCCAUUUAUUCACUAAGGAUAUAGCUCUUGUGCAGCAGCUUUUUGAAGCCCUGUGUAAGGAAGAGCCCGAGACUCGACUUGCUAUUCAAGAAGCAUUAUCUAUGAUGGUUGGAGCUUAUAGCACUUUGGAAGGAGCACAGCGAACUCUCAUGGAGGCACUUGUGGCUUCAUACUUAAUAAAGCCUGAAGUUCAAGUUCGACAGGUUGCUGUAAAAUUUGCCAGCACAGUGUUUCCCUCGGAUCAUAUACCUUCCAGAUAUUUGCUCCUGUUGGCUGCAGGAGAUCCACGAGAAGAAGUUCAUGGAGAAGCACAACGGGUAUUACGGUGUCUUCCUGGUCGAAACAGAAAAGAAAGUGCUUCUGAGCAGAUGCCUUCUUUCCCAGAAAUGGUAUAUUAUAUCCAAGAAAAGGCUUCCCAUCGAAUGAAAACUCCAGUCAAGUACAUGACUGGGACCACUGUCCUUCCAUUUAACCCGGCAGCUUUUGGAGAGAUAGUUUUGUACCUGCGCAUGUGCCUAGCUCACAGCGCGGGGGUGGUGCCCACCUCUCAGAGUUUGGCUGAUAUGCAAGAUCACGCCCCAGCCAUUGGACGCUAUAUACGGACUUUAAUGUCAGGCAGCCAGACGACAUCUUCAUCAUCUUCUAAUAAGAGUGGGGAAACCAACCCUGUUCAGAUUUACAUUGGCCUGCUUCAGCAGUUGUUAGCAGGUGUUGGAGGUUUGCCAGUUAUGUACUGUCUGUUGGAAGCUGUGUCAGUGUAUCCAGAAAAACUGGCUACCAAAUUCGUAGACAAAACAGAAUGGAUAAAGAGUCUGAUGAAUAGCAGUAAAGAAGAAAUGCGUGAACUGGCAGCAUUGUUUUAUUCUGUGGUGGUAUCAACAGUAUCGGGAAAUGAGUUGAAGUCAAUGAUAGAACAGCUUAUAAAGACUACAAAGGACAAUCAUAGCCCAGAGAUACAGCAUGGAUCCUUGCUUGCAUUGGGAUUCACAGUAGGAAGAUAUUUGGCUAAAAAGAAAAUGAGAAUUGCAGAGCAACAAGACCCAGAAAGAAAUGCUGAUUUCCUGCCUGAACAAGAGGAACUCAUUCAGAGCGCCACAGAAAUAAUAGGCUCAUUUUUGGACAGUACCUCACCCCUCCUGGCAAUUGCUGCCUGUACAGCUCUGGGUGAAAUUGGGAGAAAUGGUCCUCUCCCAAUCCCAAGUGAGGGAUCUGGCUUUACCAAAUUGCAUCUUGUAGAAAGCUUACUAAAUAGAAUACCUUCCACUAAAGAAACAAAUAAGAUGAAAGAACGAGCAAUCCAGACACUGGGAUAUUUUCCAGUUGGGGAUGGAGAUUUUCCUCACCAGAAACUCCUCUUGCAAGGUCUGAUGGAUUCCGUGGAGGCCAAGCAGAUAGAACUUCAGUUCACUAUUGGUGAAGCCAUUACCAGCGCUGCAAUAGGAACUAGUUCCGUGGCUGCCCGAGAUGCCUGGCUAGUGACUGAAGAAGAAUAUACUCCUCCUGCUGGAGCCAAAGUGAAUGAUGUGGUUCCAUGGGUGUUGGAUGUAAUUUUAAAUAAACAUAUCAUCAGUCCCAACCCACACGUGAGACAAGCGGCCUGCAUCUGGCUCCUUUCCCUUGUGAGGAAGCUAAGUACCCACAAAGAAGUGAAGUCUCAUCUAAAAGAAAUUCAAAGUGCGUUUGUUUCAGUUCUGUCAGAAAAUGAUGAGCUUAGCCAAGAUGUUGCCUCAAAAGGCCUUGGGUUGGUUUAUGAACUAGGCAAUGAACAAGAUCAACAAGAAUUGGUUUCUACACUUGUUGAGACACUUAUGACUGGUAAAAGAGUUAAACAUGAAGUUUCUGGAGAGACAGUGGUAUUUCAAGGGGGGAGCCUUGGUAAAACACCAGAUGGCCAGGGUCUUUCUACUUACAAGGAGCUUUGUUCUCUGGCAAGUGAUCUUAGUCAGCCAGAUCUGGUGUAUAAAUUUAUGAAUUUAGCUAACCAUCAUGCAAUGUGGAACUCUAGGAAGGGUGCUGCUUUUGGUUUUAACGUAAUUGCUACCAGAGCUGGAGAACAGCUGGCUCCUUUUCUGCCUCAGUUAGUUCCUCGACUUUAUCGUUAUCAGUUUGAUCCCAACCUUGGCAUUCGACAGGCCAUGACAAGUAUUUGGAAUGCAUUGGUCACUGAUAAAUCCACGGUGGAUAAAUAUUUGAAAGAAAUUCUUGAAGAUUUGGUGAAGAACCUUACAAGCAAUAUGUGGCGAGUUCGAGAAUCCAGCUGUUUAGCUUUGAAUGAUUUAUUGAGAGGAAGACCCUUAGAUGACAUCAUUGAUAAACUUCCAGAAAUUUGGGAAACACUUUUUAGAGUGCAAGAUGAUAUCAAGGAAUCUGUACGAAAAGCAGCAGAACUAGCUCUGAAAACUCUGAGCAAGGUUUGUGUGAAAAUGUGUGACCCUGCCAAAGGAGCAGCCGGCCAGAGAACCAUCGCUGUCCUUCUGCCUUGCCUUCUGGACAAAGGAAUGAUGAGUCCUGUGACGGAAGUUCGAGCCCUCAGCAUUAACACCCUUGUGAAGAUCAGCAAAAGUGCAGGAGCCAUGUUGAAACCACAUGCACCAAAACUCAUCCCAGCUUUGUUGGAGUCCUUAAGUGUAUUGGAGCCCCAAGUUCUCAAUUACUUGAGCCUCCGGGCUACAGAGCAAGAAAAGGCUGCGAUGGAUAGUGCUCGACUCAGUGCUGCCAAAUCCUCUCCCAUGAUGGAAACAAUCAACAUGUGCCUGCAAUAUCUUGAUGUGUCAGUGCUGGGUGAGCUAGUUCCUAGAUUGUGUGAACUGAUCAGAAGUGGUGUAGGUCUUGGAACUAAGGGCGGCUGUGCCAGUGUCAUCGUGUCAUUAACUACUCAGUGUCCUCAGGACCUAACACCUUACUCAGGUAAACUUAUGAGUGCUUUGCUUAGCGGCCUGACAGAUCGGAACAGUGUGAUUCAGAAAUCCUGUGCAUUUGCCAUGGGCCAUUUAGUUCGGACCUCACGGGAUAGUAGCACUGAAAAACUUCUGCAGAAGCUCAGUGGCUGGUAUAUGGAGAAAGAAGAGCCCAUCUACAAGACCUCCUGUGCUUUGACUAUUCAUGCUAUUGGACGCUACAGCCCUGAUGUAUUAAAGAACCAUGCCAAAGAAGUCUUGCCUUUGGCAUUUUUAGGCAUGCACGAAAUUGCUGAUGAGGAGAAAUCUGAAAAAGAAGAAUGUAACUUAUGGACUGAAGUGUGGCAGGAAAAUGUACCUGGUUCCUUUGGUGGCAUUCGAUUAUACCUACAGGAGUUGAUUACCAUUACCCAGAGGGCUUUACAGUCUCAGUCUUGGAAGAUGAAAGCCCAGGGUGCAAUUGCCAUGGCAUCAAUUGCAAAACAAACAAGUUCUCUAGUCCCUCCAUAUCUAGGAAUGAUACUGACUGCGUUGUUACAAGGCCUGGCUGGAAGAACGUGGGCAGGAAAGGAAGAACUAUUGAAAGCCAUUGCCUGUGUGGUGACAGCUUGCAGCACAGAGCUGGAAAAGUCUGUCCCCCAUCAACCCAGCACAAACGAGAUUCUGCAAGCUGUUCUGAAGGAGUGUUGCAAAGAGAAUCUCAAAUACAAGAUUAUAGCCAUCAGCUGUGCAGCCGAUGUCUUGAAGGCCACCAAAGAAGACAGAUUCCAGGAGUUUUCUGACAUUGUUAUACCUCUUAUUAAGAAGAACUCACUUGAAAGCACUGGGGUCCGGACAACCAAAAAUGAAGAUGAGAAUGAUAAGGAAAAGGAGCUGCAGCUGGAAUCUCUGCUGAGUGCCUUUGAAAGCCUGGGCAAAGCCUGGCCCCGCAACGUGGAGACUCAACGUUGUUAUCGUCAGGAGCUGUGCAAACUGAUGUGUGAACGGCUAAAACUCAGCACGUGGAAAGUGCAGCUAGGAGUCCUGCAGUCAAUGAAUGCCUUUUUUCAGGGGUUAAUGCUUUUAGAAGAAGAACAUGCAGAUCCUGAGGCUUUGGCUGAAAUUCUCCUUGAAACUUGUAAAUCAAUCACAUAUUCUUUAGAAAAUAAGACCUACUCAUCUGUGAGAACAGAAGCUUUAUCUGUGAUAGAAUUGCUGCUUAAAAAACUUGAAGAAUCUAAACAGUGGGAAUGUUUGACAUCUGAAUGCAGAGUGCUCCUGAUUGAGUCUUUAGCUACUAUGGAGACAGACAGCAGACCUGAGCUGCAGGAGAAAGCAUCAUUACUGAAGAAAACACUUGAAAAUCUGGAAUAAAUUAGAAGGGGAAGAAACAAACAAGUGCCAUGUUCAUUGGGGGGUUGAAAUGGUGGUAUUCUUUGAAAAACCAAGUGGGGAAAAGUAAAGAUUAAUCUGUAGCAUGCAUCAUUCCUUGGCUGAAAUAAAAAAAAAAAAGCCUUAAA